Messenger RNA from Myxozyma melibiosi, 1401 nucleotides. RefSeq lists its product as uncharacterized. Lineage: Eukaryota; Fungi; Ascomycota; Lipomycetes; Lipomycetales; Lipomycetaceae. The transcript has a single exon. The record is from RefSeq and is a predicted model, not a curated record. Bases 86 to 1225 code for a protein of 379 amino acids.
GUGGCGAUGGGAGGUGUUGGGUUAGGGACAGGAUCUGAUACUCACGAUUCCCCUCCGCGACCAGAGAUCAUUCACACCAACCGCAAUGUCCUCAGCUCUGCAGACCGCGAUCGUGCUCGCCGCGCCGUUUCUGAUUCCGCGCGCGAUCGCCUAUUACCAGCGGCGGUCUGGGAAUAAUCAACAAAGGCGGACGAGGACGGUGACUGCGCUUGCGACCCGCGAUGCGGUGGUGCUGGCGCUGUUUGUCGCGGCUGCUGCCGCGCAUCUUUUACAUGCGGGCGUGUAUCUUAGGCAUCAGCACGAGAUGCAGAAUAUCUUUGUCCGGACACAGGUAGAUCUUUACACGCCCGUGAAGCGACUUGAGCGAAUACUCGUUGCAGCAGGCGGGAUGGACGAGUCCACGCGCGUGUUACUCGAACAUCUCAAACCACCUUCCUCGCGCGCAAUCUACGCGACCUACGGCGCAGACGCGCUCGUGAACUGCGACUGGUGCGCGUCGGGGGAUGAUUUCGCCGCGGACGAAGGGCUGGCGUAUAGGAUAUACCUCCUUCCGAGGCUGCUGUGGCCGGGCAUGGCGCAGCUGGGUGUCUUGGGAUUCGCGACGAGUUUGGCGUCGGCGGGUAGAUUGACUUCUGCGCGCACGCCGGCUGCGUUUGCGGUCGUGUUGGUUAUGCUGGCUGUUGUGUGGAGAUUGUUUACCUUCUCGCUGUCGGCGAAUAACCCGCCCUCGCCGUUCGCGCAACAUAGAGAACCGACAUAUCUCCUGCACGACCUGCUCACGCAACGCGACGGCGCGCUCGCGCUGAUCGACCUCGUGCUCGCGUGUCUCGCCUAUCUCGCAUGCACGAACCGGCUCUCGCUCGGUACAAGCUCAGACCUGGUCGCCGUCAGCGCGGCAGCUGAUUCCCGCCGCCGCGAGCUCGCGCGGCUGUUUGGCGAGCUGCAGAGGCAGGCCGAGGGCACACUGCACACCUGCCGCAGCGGGAAUCUCGUGCGUGCAGCGGUGCUGGGGGAUGACAAGUUACGAGAGCAGACGGCGGCGUUUUGGGAUGAGAUUGCUGCCGAGGAAGGAGAGUUGUUGAGAGACGAGGAGGUCGAGCGCGCGAUGAAGGGUGCGAGGGAGGAGGCGGUUGCGAAGGGGAUGUAUGAGAAGAUUGAUGCGGAUUCGGCGGAGUAUGCUGAGGCUAUCGUGCGGGUUUCAAAGACGGGGUUUGGGAGGGCGUGAGUUCUUCAUAGCAGCUUGCUUGUGGUUUGUUAUAUAGCUUGUUUUGGUUUAUGUGCAUUGCUUGGAUAUACAUCGGAUAUUUAUUUACAUCAUGGUAAACUCUCAACCACCUCUGCUUUUCACUGUCGGGCGUAGCUUAGCUUGCAUUUCAUCUUCACAGCGGUCUGAUUUUGCAU